ACUGCGGGGGAAAUGAGGGGAAGAAGCGAGAGGAAAAGGAAAAAAGUAAGGAGAGAUCAUUUUCUUUCGUCUAUUUUCAGGUCUCUCUUGCUCUCUCCUCUCUUCUAUUAUCUUCUCUUGUCGAACCCCCGCCAUUUCGCGAAACCCUAACCCGCGUCCCCUCGAUCCGAGGCGGCCUCCGCCGCUCCCGCCCAGAUUCGCUGCCGAUUUGGUCGGAGGAAUCGAUUCCGGCGCCGCCCAAGACGGUCUUCAACGCCUAAUUUGAGGGAAGGUUGGCUCCGGCGGCCGGGGACGAUGAGCGCCCAGAAGAAGAGGAACUUUAAGAUCGAGGCGUUCAAGCACCGGGUCGAGGUCGAUCCCAAGUACGCCGAGAAGACCUGGAAGAUCUUGGAGCACGCCAUCCAUGAGAUCUAUAAUCACAACGCCAGCGGCCUCAGCUUCGAGGAACUCUAUAGGAAUGCGUACAAUAUGGUGCUGCACAAAUAUGGAGAAAAGCUGUACUCUGGCCUUGUAACUACUAUGACAUGGCACCUAAAAGAAAUAGCAAAAUCAAUAGAGGCUGCUCAGGGAGGUUUAUUUUUAGAGGAGCUGAACAGAAAAUGGGGGGAUCACAACAAGGCAUUGCAGAUGAUUCGGGACAUACUGAUGUACAUGGAUAGGACAUUUGUUCCAAGUAAUCACAAGACUUCUGUUCAUGAGCUUGGACUUAAUCUGUGGAGGGAUAACAUCAUUCACACCCACAAGAUCCAGACUAGGUUGCUUGACACACUCCUCGACCUCAUACACAGAGAGCGAAAAGGUGAAGUAAUAAACAGAGGGUUGAUGAGAAACAUUACAAAAAUGUUAAUGGACCUUGGAUCUUCUGUAUAUCAAGAAGAUUUUGAGAGACCAUUUUUAGAGGUCUCAGCUAGUUUUUACAGUGGCGAGUCCCAGCAAUUCAUUGAGUGCUGUGAUUGUGGUGAUUACCUUAAGAAAGCUGAGAGGCGGCUUAAUGAAGAGAUGGAGCGAGUUUCACACUACUUAGAUGCCAAAAGUGAGGCGAAAAUAACAAGUGUAGUGGAGAAAGAGAUGAUAGCUAACCACAUGCAGAGAUUGGUCCACAUGGAGAAUUCCGGUCUUGUGAAUAUGCUUGUGGAUGACAAGUAUGAAGAUUUAAGCAGAAUGUACAACUUGUUUCGCCGAGUUCCUGAAGGGCUUUCAACAAUCAGAGAUGUGAUGACCUCUCACCUUCGAGAAACUGGGAAACAGCUAGUAAUUGAUCCAGAUAGGUUAAGGGAUCCUGUGGACUUUGUUCAACGCCUCUUGGAUAUGAAGGACAAACAUGAUAAGAUUAUUAACGUUGCAUUUAAUAAUGACAAGACCUUUCAGAAUGCUUUGAACUCAUCAUUUGAAUAUUUUAUCAAUCUAAACAACAGGUCUCCUGAGUUUAUAUCCUUGUAUGUUGAUGAUAAGCUCCGUAAAGGUCUCAAGGGGGUCACUGAAGAAGAUGUAGAGGUUGUUCUGGACAAAGUGAUGAUGCUAUUCCGGUACCUGCAGGAGAAGGAUGUCUUUGAGAAAUAUUACAAGCAGCACUUGGCAAAGAGGCUUCUUUCUGGGAAGACUGUUUCCGAUGAUGCAGAAAGAAGCAUGAUAGUCAAGCUCAAGACUGAAUGUGGGUAUCAGUUCACAUCUAAACUGGAAGGUAUGUUUACAGAUAUGAGGACAUCCCAGGACACCAUGCAAGGUUUCUAUGCUAGUCAGUAUUCUGAGAUGGGAGAUGGCCCUACUCUGGCUGUUCAAGUUCUUACAACGGGUUCUUGGCCGACACAGCCCAGUGCCCCUUGCAACCUUCCGGCUGAAAUUCUUAGCGUGUGUGAGAAGUUUCGUGCAUAUUAUCUUGGAACUCAUACUGGACGGAGAUUGACAUGGCAAACAAAUAUGGGCACUGCAGAUAUAAAAGCAACCUUUGGUAAGGGACUGAAGCACGAGCUGAAUGUUUCUACUUACCAAAUGUGUGUCCUCAUGUUGUUCAAUUCAGCGGAUUGUUUGAGUUAUAAAGAAAUUGAGCAAGCAACAGAAAUACCAGCUUCAGAUCUGAAGCGGUGCCUUCAGUCUCUUGCUUGUGUCAAGGGUAAGAAUGUUCUCCGUAAGGAACCCAUGAGCAAGGACAUUGCAGAGGAUGAUGCCUUCUUCUUCAAUGACAAGUUUACAAGCAAGUUUAUUAAGGUGAAGAUAGGGACAGUGGUGGCACAAAAGGAGUCAGAACCAGAGAAGCAUGAGACUCGUCAAAGGGUGGAGGAAGACAGAAAGCCUCAGAUUGAGGCUGCCAUUGUGAGAAUCAUGAAAUCCAGAAGGGUGUUAGAUCAUAACAGCAUCGUAACUGAAGUUACCACACAACUGCAGUCCCGUUUCCUGCCAAAUCCUGUUGUGAUAAAGAAACGAAUCGAAUCUCUCAUUGAGAGGGAGUUUUUAGAGAGGGACAAAGCAGACAGGAAACUGUAUCGAUAUCUUGCUUGAUUCUUGCAUGCAUGUUUCCUGUGGAUUGAGGCCAUACUUUUCAUUUAAAAUGCAGUUGGUAAGAAAAUUGCUAUCUGAUGUAUUCAUCAAAAUGCUUUGCUAAUGUUGCUUAGUGUUUUCACUCCAUUGACCAGUUUUGAUGAAAUGCAAAUUUUUUACUUGGCAUUCUUUGUUCUUUUCACAAGAUGAAAGUCUUUGAUGCUUGAGACAUGGGAGGGCCAAUGGCAAAUUCGUACAGCUGAAUCAUGUUGUGUGCCCAACCAUUCUUUCGCAACAAAAUCAGGAAGAGGAAAGCCGACCUCCUUGUUCUCGAAAGAUUUCAUUGUAUCAUUCUGCCUCAUCCCAUGACACCAGUGCUGGUGAUCUUAGAAGAGGGAACAUUGUUCUCCUCAGUUAUCUUUCGAAAUGUAAGUUGAUUUUAGGUGAUUUGUGUAUCGUCAGGUAACCAUGUUGUUUGCCAUUAAGAUAGCCAUACGGCUCACUUUUCCAUUUGUGAAAAUGAAGAGUUAUCCCUGGCUAUAGAAGCUGCACUGAUCUAUCAGUAAUUGGGAGACUCAUUUGUAUAUAGUGGGUGGUCAAACUACGGAGAUGUUGCUGCUUUGUUGUUACCA
Molecule: messenger RNA, 3107 nt
Organism: Phoenix dactylifera (date palm)
Lineage: Eukaryota; Viridiplantae; Streptophyta; Magnoliopsida; Arecales; Arecaceae
Product: cullin-3A-like
Biological process (GO): ubiquitin-dependent protein catabolic process
Molecular function (GO): ubiquitin protein ligase binding
Source: RefSeq, a predicted model, not a curated record